AUGUUCGUAUCUAUCUAUCUAUCUAUCUAUCUAUCUAUCUAUCUAAAUCUGUUCAUAUCUAUUUAUCAAAAUAUGUUCGUAUCUAUCUAUCUAUCUUAUCGUCUCGGUAUUAUCAUAUCUAUUUAUCUUAUCGUUUCCGUCUUUUCAUAUCUAUCUAUCUAUCUAUCUAUCUAUCUAUCUAUCUAUCUAUCUCAGUCUGCUUAUAUCUAUCUAUCUAGCUAUAUCAGUCUGUUUAUAUCUAUCUCAGUCUGUUCAUAUCUAUCUAUCUAUCUAUCUAUCUAUCUACUUCCCUACCUGCCUACUAUUGGUUUCUUUUUAUCUAUCUCACUCUUUUUCUAUCUAUCUAUCUAUCUAUCUAUCUAUCUAUCUAUAACAUGCUGUUCAUAUCUAUCUAUCUAUGUAUCUAUGUAUCUAUCUAUCUAUCUAUCUAUCUAUCUAUUUACAUCUAUUAUCUAA
Molecule: messenger RNA, 456 nt
Organism: Acanthosepion pharaonis
Lineage: Eukaryota; Metazoa; Mollusca; Cephalopoda; Sepiida; Sepiidae
Source: the annotation of a GenBank genome assembly